Messenger RNA from Stegostoma tigrinum, 2009 nucleotides. Its product is annotated as ras-related protein Rab-18-like. The record is from RefSeq and is a predicted model, not a curated record. Gene Ontology annotation, molecular function: GTP binding; GTPase activity. The coding region runs from base 171 to 749 and encodes 192 amino acids. The transcript is spliced from 8 exons. Lineage: Eukaryota; Metazoa; Chordata; Chondrichthyes; Orectolobiformes; Stegostomatidae.
AGCUGACGCGGCGCCUUUGUUCUUUUGGAAUCCAGAUACAUUCGGACUAUGGAAGAGGGAAUUCUCGCUACACUGAAGAUUCUGAUCAUUGGGGAAAGUGGAGUGGGCAAGUCCAGGGAGCAUCUGGCUGAUAUGAACAUUCUCCUGGGAUUCCCUAGCAUUCCAACCUUAUGAAUGAAAUACUGCAUUGCAUAUUUUACCUUCUACUAAGGUUCACAGAUGACACAUUUGACUCUGAAAUUGGUUCAACUAUUGGGGUUGACUUUAAAGUGAAAACCAUGAAGUUUGAUGACAACAGUAUCAAGCUUGCAAUCUGGGAUACAGCUGGACAGGAGCGAUUCCGGACAUUAACACCAAGUUAUUACAGAGGUGCUCAAGGUGUUAUUUUAGUGUAUGAUGUUACGAGGAGAGAAACUUUUGGCAAGCUCGAUAAUUGGUUGAAUGAGUUGGAAACCUUCAGCACUAAACAUGGAAUCGUAAAGAUGCUUGUUGGCAAUAAGAUUGAUAAGAAAAACCGUGAAGUUGAUCGCAGUGAAGGACUGAGAUUUGCCAGAAAACAUUCGAUGCUUUUUAUCGAGGCCAGUGCUAAGACCUGUGAUGGAGUGGAUUGUGCAUUUGAAGAAGUGGUAGAAAAAAUUCUACAAACACCAGGACUAUGGCAGGUUGAGGGACACAACAAAAGCAUGAAAUUAUCUGAAAGCACAUCCGGUCAGGAUAGAGCAUGUGGCGGUUACUGCUCCCUGUUAUAAAUGAACUGGGACUGUCUCACCUUGUAAUACUGUUACUGUGUCAACAGUUGUGACUCUUAGUCUACAAAGCAGGAAGUUGUUGUCGUCUUGAUCUCAAACAACUAAAGUGACGUGAGAUAAGAGAGCAAAUUGCCUUAAUGAAGUCUUUUGCAUACGUUUCUUGUUCAAAUCAUAAUCUUCUGACAGAUUGGCGUAUAUUCUACUUUGUAAUUUGGUUUCUCUGUCUUUAUAUGUCAUGUUAUUUUUAACUAAACAAUGGUGGCUUUAGAUUUGGAAUUCCUAUUGAGCUGAAGCAUUGUUUUAAUUCAUUAGAAAUGGAAGCCUGUGGUAUGGUGAAUUGGCUGAGUUGGUGGGACCAACUUUGUAGAUGGUUUGAUGUUCUUUCAGAUAUCAAUUUUUAAACUAACUCAACCAUCUGGAGCAGGAUAAAUAAUUAUUUUAAGCUUCCUCUGUGUCUACUACCUUCUAUGCCUAAUUUCAGUAGACCCUUGGAUAUGGGAUCUUCUAGCCUCUUCAUCUUCUGCAUGUAAAGAAAUAAUACAUUGGGGUUUGAUGUGCUGGGAGUUGAUGUGUUGAGAGGGCCACGUUUCGAAUCCAAUCUUGGGACCAUUUUCCACUCUACAGCUCCUCUGCAUGAAUACCAAGGCACGUCCAAUUGUUUUGUAGUUCUGUAGUGCAAAAUCAUCUUGCAGUCCAUAAGUUAAUAAUUGUAAUUUUAUAUUGUGCAAUCACUUAUUGCUAAGACUAAGUAGUAAGGUGGAUUUCCUACCAAUAAAUGCUAGAUUUUAAAGGGCUAUUAUCAAGAUUUGACCUGUGAAUACAGUGAGAGUUAUGGCCUUCAAUGGAUGCAUGAUAAUGCUGAUCUUGUAAUCGUUUGUUUACAGUAUUUAAUUCACUUUAAAUCACAUCCCUAACUAGGGAGAAUGAGAAUAAUACUAUUAUUGUCCAUUGCAAUACAAUCUUUUCCCAUCACUACAACUUGUCAGCUCUGCCUUGAAUAACCGAAUAUGCAGAGCUCCUAAGUGUAACCUGGUCCUUUUUUUAAUCACUGGGUUCAUUUAUGUUUUAAACUGCAUAAUUUCCACACUAAAUGCAACCUAUUUAUUAGUAUUUUUCAUAUGCUGUAUCAAUUGUUUAUGUGACAUGCAGAUUUAAGUGAGGUAACAGUAUUUGCAGAUUACUUUCCAGAACAGGAAAGAAACUGUCAAAGUUCCAAAUAUACUUCAAAUAAUCAGAUUUAAUAAACAGUGACUGGCUUAA